GAAGAAAAAAAGCCCGUUAUAACUACAAGACGAAAAAGUAAAACCAGUAUCACGAUUCACACAAAGCAAACACCAUUUUUCACCAUUCCAAUAAUCUCCCCUCAACACAGAAAAAGAAACAAAACCCCAAAAUGCAGCAACAAAACAACAACAAACCAUUACCACAACUACACAACACUCACGUUAAGCUUCUCGCCUUCGAUCUCCUAACCCUAACCCCACCUUCAUCCCCCGACCACCCUUUCACUCGCAAAUCAAUCCCAAUCACACGCGCCGAAACCCUAGGAACCAUAACCCUACGCGAUCACAAACCUGGAAAAUUCCUCCGAUUCGCAAUCGACGACGGAACAGGCUGCAUCCCUUGUAUCCUCUGGCUUAACCAUUUAACUUCUCCUCAUUUGGCACGCCGUCGUAGUCCUCAGGAUCUUUGUCUUCUUUCCGACGCCGCCGCCCGAUCCUUUUCGAACGUGAAGAUUGGUGCUGUGGGAAGAGUUAGAGGGAGAGUAACGGGUUUUAAGGGGUGUGUUCAGAUUACUGUUACGGAUGUUGUUGUUGAGAGGGAUCCUAAUGCGGAGGUUUUGCAUUGGAUUGAGUGUGUUAAUUUGGCUCGUAAUUGUUAUAAUCUAUGACUAUGUCAUGUUUCUUAACCCUUCUUGCUUUUUGGCUUCGAAUGGAAAUAGUACUAAUCAAGCUUUUCGAUAGUCUAAUUAGUGUAAAUAGUACUAAUUUUAGCUUAGGAAAUAAAUAAAUUGGAAAUCAGAUUAGUUUGUCUAAACAAGUUUAUAAGAACUAUAAAUGUAGAAUUAAGACA
Cicer arietinum (chickpea) is the source of this 811-nucleotide messenger RNA. RefSeq names its product CST complex subunit STN1. Gene Ontology annotation, molecular function: nucleic acid binding. The record is from RefSeq and is a predicted model, not a curated record. NCBI's taxonomy places the organism in Eukaryota, Viridiplantae, Streptophyta, Magnoliopsida, Fabales, Fabaceae.